CUCUCUUUCAUUCCAUAUUGAUGUUCUAUGAGUCCGUCCUGGCAAAGCUGAACCUUGAGCUUUGAAUCAGUCCAUCAAAGUGGAAGGGACGCGCCUUGAUGACGAGCGACCCAGUGGCAUCUCACGUAAGUUUACGAAGGAUGUUGUGCGUGCGCGAAGUAACUCCGUCAGGUCCUCCUUCUCACCCUUCUCAUUUCUCCCCUCUCUCCCUCGCCGCCCUCUCCCCCGGGAAUAUGGUCACCCAGCCCUGCGUCCCGAACGGUAGCAUUUUUUUGCGCCAGUCGUGGCGCCCAGUCGUUGCGGCCCGUUUUCGGCUGAGUGCUCACUCACCCGUGCUCGGAGCAAAACGUUCAAGCUGCCCAACCCGAUCCAUCAUCACAGCCAUGCGGGCUGCCCUGCUCUGCCUCGCCCUGCUCCUGGUGCCGGGGCUCGCAGCGCGCAACAAGUACGAGGACAUACUGGCGGCCCUCGACGGCCCAGAGGGCAGCUCCGAGGGAGGUGGCGCGUCCCUUGCGGAGGCGGCGCGCGGGGCCGAGGACGGGGACAAGGACGAGGACAACGCGACAGAGGUCCGCUCGGUGCCGGACGCGCGGCUGCCUGAUCUUGGCGGGGACUUCUCCUCGGCGCUGGAGGAGGGCUCCGGGGGCGCGCAGAACCGCAGCAGGAAGGGCUGGGGCGAGGAGGACGUGGAGUGCUUCUGCAUCGACUACUACGAGUACGUCGACUGGGACGACUACAGCCGGUACUCCGAUCCGGAGGACUGCAUGCAGGGCAGCAGCCGGUGCAACGAGAAGUGCGAGCGCGAGAGCAAGCACAUCGUCCGCUUCGAGGGGAUGCGGCAGACCCUCUCUUUCUGCGGGACGGACGAGGGCUGGCUGAGCCAGCGGCCAGAGUGCCAGUGCCUCGACGGGGCGGACACCUUCAAGCACUCGAACAAGAAGAAGGCCCAGAAGAAGUAUGGGAACCCGAACAUCCUCACGCAGUUCGCCGGCGGCGCCGCGCACGCGUUCGAGGGCUACGGGAGCAGCGCCGCCAACCUCCGCGCGUGCUACCAGAACUGCCCCAGCCUCUGCGCCUCGAAGAAGAAGCUCACGGGCGGGUGCGCCAUGCCGACCAGCGCGUGAGCCCCCCGCAGCCCACCGACGCGUGGGCCCCUCGCAGCCCACCGCGCCCGUCUCUCGUGUCUGGUCCCUCCUCUCCCUCGUGUCUGGCUGCCUCCUGCCCCGCUCCCCCCUCCCCGCCCCCCUCCUGGCCUCUCCGCCCAUCUCCCGUUCCCUUUCCCUCUGCUCCCAGGUGCCCGCAGGCCCGCGCGUCCAUGCGGCGCAGCUGUGCUGGACUCGGGAGCAGCUGGGCCAGGCUGUCGGGAAAAGAUCCGAAAGAAGGCACUCGUGGCACACUUGAAGGGGG
Molecule: messenger RNA, 1407 nt
Organism: Prorocentrum cordatum
Lineage: Eukaryota; Dinophyceae; Prorocentrales; Prorocentraceae
Source: the annotation of a GenBank genome assembly